Messenger RNA from Miscanthus lutarioriparius, 2856 nucleotides. The record is from the annotation of a GenBank genome assembly. NCBI's taxonomy places the organism in Eukaryota, Viridiplantae, Streptophyta, Magnoliopsida, Poales, Poaceae.
AUGGCCACCAUGCCGCCGGCGCUGCCGCCGUCCCCGUCCCCGCCCCCGCCCCCACCCCUGCGCACCGCCUUCUCGCCUCGCUGCACCGCCCUUCAGAACCCAUCGACCUACAUGUACCACUGCCAGCUUCUCAACGGCGCGCCCCAGGGGUAUGCGUCGCCGCGCCACGCGCGCGCGCGGCCCCCUCGGGAGCGGGAGCGGGACCUCGCCGCUUCCUACGCGCGUGAGAUCGGCGCCUGCGUCCGCGAGCGGCGCUGGGGCGCAGCGUGCGAGGCGUUUGCGUCCAUGCGCACCGCGGGAGCCGCGCCAGACAGGUUCCUCCUCCCGCAGGUGCUCCGCGCUUGCGCCAGCCUUGGUGCGCCCCGCCUUGCGUCCGCCGCGCACGCGCUCGCCGCCAAGGGCGGGGCCGCGCUAGCGGGGGACCCCGUCGUCGGGAACGCGAUCGUCGCCAUGUAUGCGGCGCUGGGGGACGUGGCCUCCGCGCGCGCCGCGUUCGCGUCGCUGCCCGACCGCGACGUCGUGGCGUGGACCGCGCUCAUCAGCGCGCACGCCGAUGCUGGGGAGCUGGAAGAGGCCUUCGACCUGUUUGAAGAGAUGCAAGAGAGCGGUGUUCGCCCGGACAUGAUUUCGUGGAACACGCUGGUGUCUGGAUUUGCAAGAAGUGGUGACCUCGUUGCUGCUCUGCAUCUGUUUGACGAGAUGCGGCAAAGAGGUGUCGACCCGGGAGUCAAUUCUUGGAACUGCAUCAUCUCGGGUUGUGUGCAGAAUGCACUGUAUGACGAGGCUUUGGAGGUUUUUCAGGAGAUGUGUGAGAGUGAGAGGCCUGAUGCGGUGACUGUGGCUAGUAUUCUCCCUGCUUGUGCUGGUUUGCAGGCACUAGGCAUUGGGAAGCAGCUGCAUUCUUAUGUUUUGCGGUGUGGAAUCAAGAUCAAUGUUUAUGUUGGAGCAUCUUUGAUUAGUUUGUACUCUGAGUGCGGAGAAUUUGAUGAUGCGAGAGUUGUCUUUUCCACCAUUGAGGAGAAGAAUGUCAAUGUGUGGAAUGAGUUAGUUCAAUCAUAUAUCAGAGAGGGGAGGAUGAACAAAGCUUGGGAGGCUUUUGACUUGAUGCAGGAGGAUGGAUUGGAGCCUGACAUUGUCACCUAUAACAGUUUCAUUGCUGCAUAUGCUAAAGUGGGUCAGAAUGAACAAGCAUAUGAACUGUUUUCACGCAUGGCUGAUGUCGGCUUAAAGCCUAAUGUGGUCUCAAUGAAUGCAUUAAUUUGUGGUUUGCAUCGACAUGGCCUUUACACAGAUGCACUUGAAGCUUUCAGAUACAUGCAGCGUUCCAGUGAUGGAAAAGCAAAGGGUUGGACAUUUCUUGAUAAUUGUGGCCCAAUUCAACCAACUGGCACAACCAUUACUGGUGUCCUCUCGUUAUUGGCAGACCUCAAAUUAGAUCGUCUUGGGAAGGAAGUACACUGCUAUGCUUUAAAGAAUGGUUUGACAUCAAACAUCUAUAUUUCAAGCAAACUAGUCGACCUUUAUGGUAAGACUGGUGACAUGACGUCUGCUGUUAAUGUCUUCCAGAGAAUUGGGAACAAGAAUGUUGUCACAUGGAACAGUCUGAUGGCAGCCUACAAGCAUAAUUGGAAGCCAGAAGUAACACUGAAGCUGCUCGGUGAAAUGCUCCAGUCCAAUUUGCAUCCCAAUUUGGUUACAGUACACAUAGCUCUUAUGUCGUGUGGUGUGACAAUGGCAUUGGGAUAUGGUAGAGAACUGCACAGCUACAUCACAAAAUGCUGGCCUGGUGGUUACCCAGCUACUCUUGCAAGUGCUUUGAUAAAUAUGUAUGGUAAAUGUGGUAAUAUUGAGGAUGGCAGGUUGGUUUUCAAGUCCACGGUUCCAAAGGACGUAGCAGUAUGGAAUGCAAUGAUGAGUUGCUACUUGCUUCAUAGGAUGCCUAGGGAUAUUAUAGAUCUGUUCAAUUAUUUGGAACAGUCUGGUAUUCAACCAGAUCACAUUACUUUCAUUUUACUUCUUUCAGCUUGUAAGCAAGAAGGUCUGUUCGAGGAAGCUCAGAGCUAUUUCUACAAUAUGGAAGAUGUAUAUGGCAUAAAACCAUCUUUAAAACACUAUACUUGCAUGGUUGACAUCAUGGGAUCAGCCGGGCUACUUGCGGAGUCACUGACACUUAUCCAGAAGAUGCCGCUGAAACCAGAUGCAUGCCUAUGGUCUACUGUGCUUAAAGCUUGUAAGCUGCACUCAAAUCUAGAGAUUGGGGAAAAGGCAGCAAAAGCUCUUUUCGAGCUUGAACCAAAUAAUCCUUCAAACUACAUGGUGCUUUCGAAUAUAUAUGCAGACACAGGCUUGUUGGAUGCCACCGAGGCUGUGAGGGAUGCCAUGACAGAGCAAGGAUUACAUGUUGAGAGACAAUGCAGCUGGUUAUACAAUGGUACGACUGUGCACUCUUUCGAGGCUGGAAAUUUGUCGCAUCCUGCAAUUGAUGCAAUUUUGAGUACAUGGAAACAUUUAACUAUCAGGAUGGAGCAAUCUGGGUACUCCACUGAAGAUAUUGGCCCCUAUUACAAUGUAGAAGUUGAUCCACUGUCAUGCCACCACACAGAGAAGAUUGCGGUGUGUUAUGGGCUUAUCUCCACAUAUGAUCACCAACCAAUACGCAUCUCAAAGAAUUUUAGAAUGUGCAUGGAGUGCCAUUCAUCCAUCAAGUUCAUCUCAAGGGAUAAGAACCGGGAAAUAAUCGUUUCAGAUGGUUGCACCUAUCACCAUUUUAAGGAUGUUUGCUCUCCUGGGAGCCAGGGCAACAGAUAUGACCAGCUUCAUGUUCCUCAAGAGAUCCAAUCAGAGGCCAAGUAUUAA